Molecule: messenger RNA, 2705 nt
Organism: Phycodurus eques (leafy seadragon)
Lineage: Eukaryota; Metazoa; Chordata; Actinopteri; Syngnathiformes; Syngnathidae
Exons: 6
Coding region: 173-2596 (807 amino acids)
Source: RefSeq, a predicted model, not a curated record
UAUUAUGAGGAACUGGGGCCAUGCACAUGAGAACAAACAGAUGCGGAUGCGAGCCUCUCACCAGCCACGAGAAAAGUUGUGCUUUUAUUAGGAUUAUUUAAAAAAAUAAUAAUAAUAAUAAUAAAUACAAUCAAAUAAAGUUGCGUUUGGCUAAAAAUUGGCGUUUCCGGCUAUGGAUGCAGCGAGAGUUCAGGGGACGCUGUGGAAUGUUUUGUACUACGUAGCCGGAGCCGUCAACAGAUUCCUCAGGCAAGAACCUUCCAACAUCAUCGACAAUGAUCCGCUGCAAGAAUCCACAAUUGUGAGCCGUUCUGGUGUUGAUGGUCACACUGCAGGCUUCUGUAAGGACAAGUCAGACGUGGCUGCGUGGCCGCCGAAUCCCACUAUAAAUGCUUGGUCCGGUGAAGACGCCCAAAACACUGAAAACAAAGCACCUGAGCAAUUAGAUAAUUCUGCAAAAGAAUCUGUGGAGACGUUCUGCAGUUUCACUCAUUUGAAUCUAAGAGAGAAAACUCCAGGGAAUCUCAAAAAUUCUAGUGGGCCAAAGACUCAAGAAAAAGUGGAAAAUACAGAUGGCUUUUUACUACUAGCCUCUGAUAGACCAAUAAAACUUCACAGUGAAGAUCAGCUCCAAGUUGAAUCGCAGUCUAAAGGAUUAGAGGGCGAGGGUCACGAGGAUAACCCGUCUGCAGACAACCAGUCAACAACUAAGAUACUAGAACAGGAAGACACCAGAAUACCGACUACAGACGUAACAGCCGAAGAAGACAUCCAAAGUUAUACAACCGAGAUACACACGGACACAAUUACACUUGACCUCAAACAUGCCGUUCAUGGCAGUGAAAGGCAAACAAAAGCAGGAAAUGUCAAAGGACAAUUUGAUGUGAUGAUGGGUCAAUCAGAACAAGUGGAGAAAGUAGAGGAGGAGCUUUUUAGUGCGGGCAGCAGGGACACUCGCGAGGAGGAAGUAGCCUCUGUGGUACCAGUAAAACCUGAGGGCAAGAUUGCACAGGAACUCGGCGGAGACUUUAAAAAUAUGCCCUUGAGUGUAUGUGAUGUGUCACGGCAGCUACAUACACCAACAUGUGAGGAGCCACUUCCUGAACACAACAAUGAGGCUUUUCUAACACAAGGGUUCGUGGAAGGUGAGGAUUUCAAGGAAAUACAGACCCACAGACAUUUACAAGAAGAGAUGGAGAACAAAGAGCAGGAGAGCCUUCAAAACAGCAGCCGUGCCAAACACAACUUGAUACUUUCCGACGAAAUGAAGGCUACGUGUGCGAGUUCGAAGAAGAGAGUCAAACUCUCAGAGCAGGAAUUGGAUGCACCUUGUGGUGGCCUAACAGGCGACAACAUCGAAGACCUUCAGGAAGGGAUUGAAGUGGUUGAACUGGAACAAGCUCAAAAGUUGCACGAUGCAGCAGGAGAUAAUAGUGAGACCGGGAGCGAAACAGGUGGAUUCUCUUACGAUAAACUCCUCGACAUGAACAAAGAGUGGAUGAUUGACGCAGUCAAUGCGGGAGGCGACCUCAAUGGAUCAUCGGUUGGGACGGCGCCUGAAAAGUCCGCCGUAGGAAAUGCAAGAAACGAUACGGAAGAACAAGACCAUAGGUUAGGGGAAGAGGUCACAAAAGUUGCAACUGAUGAAGCUGUGAAGAAGGUCAAUGAUGUGUUAAGAGACACAGCAACCACUGUCGAUCUCACGACACCUACGACCUGUAACGCCAAGGAAACCGCACUCUGCUCAGUCGGUCACCAUCGAGAUGUGAUUACGGAAAUUCCCCUCGCCUUGGGGAUACAGACUCCUUCAUCAGAGGACAACUUUGACUCCAAACAAGAUGAGGCAUCUUAUGAGAAUCUGUCUUUCGAAAAGAGGGAGCAACAAAUAAGGUCCGACACAGAAAGCUUCAUCGAAAUAUCAUGGGACCUCUUGGAUCAGUCCUUUGGCGAAUCCCAGGCAUCCCCUUGCGCCACAGAAUUGACAGCAGCCAGCGCUGCUUUUGCGGUUGAGCAAGCCAACGUUCAAAAGCUUCUCGAGAGUAACGCAUCGGCAAGCUUAAAGACAGAUUCCGAGUUGCGUAGCCGUGGCUCUGAGGUGUCACUAAAGAAGCUAGCGAGGUGUUCUGGUGAAACCUUAAAGAUUUCUCAAUCAUUGGACAAGGUGGAGGAGACAAAAUGUGAGGUUGACAUUCAGACGACCGGCAUUGCAUUGAACUUUGCGCCGCAAAGGUCAAGAAUGGCUGUGAAAAACCCUCACGUGAGGCCACCAAAAGAUCGCCGCUCCCUUCUCAUGAGGCCCUCAAUGGAUCCUGUAUGCCCUCCUCCCCAGCCGACAUCCAAAAUCUCUACAGAUGUGCAUGCAUUGGGAGCCUUGGGAUUUGGAAUCAAACUACCUGGGCUUGGUUCAGGGUUUCCUGUUUUGAAAAAGUUACCAAAGAUGCAGGAAGCUGAGCCCAAACCGGUGCCGAAGGCCGAUGCGACCAAACAAGCUGAUGUGCCACAUAAACCAAAAUGGAUGCCACCAAGACAAACAGGAUUUGGAAAUCCAUUCAUGUCAGAGCUCAAGACCAAAUUGAAGAAGGCCACCAAGAACUGAGACAAAUUUUACAUUUGUGUGUAUAUUCUGCAUAUAUUAUGAAAGAUGUCAAGAGGAAUGUAAUUACUCUAUUGUUAAAAUUUUGUAAUAAACUUUAAGUCCAAAGCAA